UUUUUUUUUUUUUUAUCAGCAUGAUGACACAAGAUCAGCUACUUGUCUUGUCGUUUUCAAAGUCGAAUAGCUCUGUGUUAAUCGAGCAAUUCCUUAAAGAAGCAUUACAAAUUCUUAAACAUGCAGACAUUUUACUUUCAAAUAAUACAAUACAAGAUGAAGCCGAUGUUGACACCGAAAAAGACACAGAUACGGUGACGUGGCGAUUGAAUUUGACACCCACAAUGAUGACAUUAGAUACAAGUAUUUUGACGGUAUCAGGCUUAGAAAAGGUGCUGGAAUUAAUACGUAUCAAUGUAAAGCCACAACCGCCCAAAAUUCGACACAAAAAAAGAGUGAAUUCAGACAUGUUUGAUAUUUCAUUGUUUCGAUACAUGAUUGAACCUAUUACAAAGCUGUCGACCUUGACGACGAUACCUCGAAUGGAUGGAUUAAACCAGUAUAAUUCAGCACAACUGAUGAGACACUGUGUACAGAGUUUUAUUGAUUGUGGUUAUGCGUAUUUUUUAGAUGUGCCCAGUUUAGUUGCAAAUACAGAAAUGAUAUUAUCUCAACCUAGUGCAGCAAAAGAACAUACAGUGGAGACUCUAUUGAUUUUCAGUAUUUGUACUUUAAUGAUUCGGCAUACAACUAUACAUCAUCGAGGGGAUUUGAAUGUAGCUAAUUCAUUAAUGCAUACUUAUUACUCAAAAGCACGUCAAUUGUUACAAGAAUUAUUUGAUAUGCACCAUAUAGCUAUUGUCCAAUCAUUGUUUAUUUUAUCACUCUUCCCACAAGGCCACGUACAUUUAUAUUCUCCAUCAAGGGUAAAAUCACCUUUAUUGACAAUGGCAAUAAGAAUGGCAUUAGCGAUGGAUCUGCAUCGAUUGGAUAUACAACAUGACAAAGAGUCGGAUCAAAAAGAAAAGCUCAGGAGAUUGGCAUGGAUGUUAUUGUGUGCAGAUUAUUAUGCUGAUUGGAAUUCAACAGGGAAGACAGGGAUGAUUGGUGUUACAGACUGGCAUGUUAAUUUCCCACAGGCAAUCUUACCGGCGGAACAAAAUAUAUCAAGGAAAGUUGAAUAUUUUUCAAAUUAUUGUCGCAUUAUCCUUAUCCGAAAGAUGGAAUUAUUAAAGUCGAGUUACAUGAUUUCACUCUUAUCACCCAAAGCGUUAAGAUCAGGUCUUGAUGAACAGCUAUUUCAGACAUACUUCAAUACGCCUGAAACGUUCAAAUUAAAUCUUGAUAAUGCCAAUCAAACGUGGAGCAAAAAUACAGACUUGGAAUCACUUUUAUUACAUGAAUUAUACUGUCAUUCACAAUUAUUCGCUCAACUGCCCUUUUUACCCAAACGAUAUUUUGAAGAAUUUGUCAAGCAUCAUGAUUCAAGCCAAACAGCAGAUUUAAACGAUAUUUAUCAACGUAUUACACAAUCCUCUAUACCAUUCACAAGAACAAAAGCAACACCAACAUCCAAGCAAAUUUUUUUAACAGAGCAAGACUUAGAAUUAGAGUUCUACUGCCUUGUAGGCUGCCUAAGUAUUGUCAAUCAUUAUACCCAGAUAUUAGAAGCCUUAACAUCAAUUGAUACGAUUGGAUGUCACCAUAGCCCUGUGUAUGGUGCCAUGAUUACUAUCUAUGUGUAUCUCAUGAUUGAUAAGUCCUGUCAAUAUCCUGAAAUUAAAUCCAUCUGUCAAAUCAAUCUCCUUAGAACUCAACGCAUUCUUAGACAGGCUAGAUCCAUUUAUGCUGAUCCCACCAUCCUACUUUUAGAAAGAGUCUUGACAAGAAACCAUGUAGCGCCAAAAGAUGAAACCCCAAUUUGUACAUUAAACAAAAGAACACUAGAAAUUAUUCGUUCUUUACAAGCAAAAUCCUCCUAUUUACAUCAUCACUAUGAUGACGACGAUGUAAAGUCCGAAUAAAACAUUAAUAAAUAAUAAUAAUAAAAAAAAAGAACGUUUAUUUUUUAAAGGG
Molecule: messenger RNA, 1956 nt
Organism: Mucor mucedo
Lineage: Eukaryota; Fungi; Mucoromycota; Mucoromycetes; Mucorales; Mucoraceae
Exons: 1
Coding region: 21-1904 (627 amino acids)
Biological process (GO): DNA-templated transcription
Molecular function (GO): DNA binding; zinc ion binding
Source: RefSeq, a predicted model, not a curated record